AUGAACGCGAGCAGCGAGGGCGAGAGCUUCCCGGGCUCAGUGCAAAUUCCAGGUGGCACAACAGUGCUGGUGGAGCUGACUCCCGACAUCCACAUCUGUGGCAUCUGCAAGCAGCAGUUUAACAAUUUGGACGCCUUUGUAGCUCACAAGCAGAGUGGCUGCCAGCUGACUGGCACGUCUGGGGCGGCGCCCAGCACGGUCCAGUUUGUAUCGGAGGAAACGGUACCUGCCACCCAGACUCAGACCACCACUCGAACCAUCACCUCCGAGACCCAGACGAUCACAGUUUCAGCUCCAGAAUUUGUGUUUGAACAUGGCUAUCAAACAUAUCUGCCCACGGAAAGCAACGAAAACCAGACAGCCACUGUCAUCUCUGUCCCUGCCAAGUCACGUGCGAAAAAGCCCACCGCCCCACCUGCUCAGAAAAGGCUUAACUGCUGCUAUCCAGGUUGCCAGUUCAAGACUGCCUAUGGUAUGAAGGACAUGGAACGUCAUUUAAAAAUCCAUACUGGCGACAAGCCCCACAAGUGUGAAGUCUGCGGCAAGUGCUUCAGCCGGAAGGACAAGCUGAAGACCCACAUGCGCUGCCACACGGGCGUGAAGCCCUACAAGUGCAAGAGCUGCGACUACGCGGCUGCCGACAGCAGCAGCCUCAACAAGCACCUGCGCAUCCACUCGGACGAGCGGCCCUUCAAGUGCCAGAUCUGCCCCUACGCCAGCCGCAACUCCAGCCAGCUCACCGUGCACCUGCGCUCCCACACCGGGGACGCCCCCUUCCAGUGCUGGCUCUGUAGCGCCAAGUUCAAAAUCAGCUCGGACUUGAAAAGGCACAUGCGCGUGCACUCGGGGGAGAAGCCUUUCAAGUGCGAGUUCUGCAGCGUCCGCUGCACCAUGAAGGGGAACCUCAAGUCGCACAUCCGCAUCAAGCACAGCGGGAAGAGCUUCACGUGUCCGCACUGCGACUUCCUGGGGGACAGCAAGGCGGCGCUCCGCAAGCACAGCCGGCUGCACCAGGCCGAGCACCCCGAGAAGUGCCCCGAGUGCAGUUACUCCUGCUCCAGCAAGGCCGCCCUGCGCGUGCACAGCCGUGUGCACUGCCCCGACCGGCCCUUCAAGUGCGGCCACUGCAGCUUCGACACCAAGCAGCCCAGCAACCUGGCCAAGCACGUGAAGAAGUUCCACGGCGACGCGCUCAAGAGCGAGGCGGCGGAGAGGAGAGACGCGGGCCGGCCGGGCGGCCGCCAGGCGGCCAGGCUGGACGCCAAGAAGACCUUCCACUGCGACCGCUGCGACGCCUCGUUCAUGCGCGAGGACUCGCUCCGCAGCCACAGGCGUCAGCACAGUGAGUAUGGCGACGGCAAGGGCGCCGACGUGACGGUCCUGCAGCUGCAGGUGGACGCCGGCAAGCCGCCCGCCGCGCCCCUGGCCCUGGGGCACCUGCCCCUGCCGCCCACCCCGGCGCCCCCGUUCAGCGAGGGCAGGGUCAAAAUCAUCGUGGGCCACCAAGUGCCCCAGGCCGGCACCAUCGUCCAGGCGGCGGCGGCCGCCGUGAACAUCGUGCAGCCCGCCUUGGUGGCGCCGAACGCCGAGGAGCUGCGGGGCAACAGCCGGCUGCAGGUCCUCCGCCAGGUCAACCUGAUCGCGCCCCCUCCGCCCCCGGGCUGCCCCGGCGAGGCCGCGGCGCUGCCCCAGCCGGCUGUCCUGCUGACCACCCACGACCAGACCCUCAUCCCCACCGCCCCGGGCGGCCCCCAGGAGGGCUCUGGCAACCAGACUUUCAUCACCAGCUCGGGCAUCACGUGCACUGACUUCGAAGGCCUGAACGCCCUGAUUCAGGAGGGGACCGCUGAAGUGACGGUGGUCAGCGACGGAGGCCAGAGCAUCGCAGUGGCCACCACGGCGCCGCCCAUAUUCUCCACGUCCCAGCAAGAGCUCCCCAAGCAGACUUACUCCAUCAUCCAAGGAGGGGCCCACCCAGCGCUGCUCUGUCCCGCGGAUUCCAUCCCGGACUAG
This is a messenger RNA of Rangifer tarandus platyrhynchus (Svalbard reindeer), 2013 nucleotides long. The record is from the annotation of a GenBank genome assembly. Lineage: Eukaryota; Metazoa; Chordata; Mammalia; Artiodactyla; Cervidae.